GGGAUACCGUACACUAUGCUUUGCAUAUCGAGUUCUUGAGAAGAAUUUUUACGACGACUGGGCCAAAAACUAUCGGAAAACUAUUGACAUUGAAAACGAUAUGACUUUGAUUGGAGUGGCAGCUUUAGAAGAUAUCUUGCAAGAAUUGAAUUAUGCUGAAGAUGUUCCUGAAACAAUUCAGUCACUACUGAAUGCGAAAAUUCGCGUCUGGAUGAUAACAGGAGAUAAAGCCGAAACUGCCAUCAGCUGCGCUCGCUCCUCUAAUUUCUUUCCGGAAGAAGCUGAGGAGCGUCUGUUAAAAUCUGUUGACGAAAUCAAAGGCUUACUGAGUGAAUUUGAAGAAAUAGCAAAACCAAAAAAAUAUAGUUCAAUCUCAUUAGUCAACAUGACGGUGACGUUUGUCAGCUGCUACUGUUGUCUGAAACCUGAAAAAACAACAAACAACUGGGGAAAAGAAUUUAUUCUCACUGUUGAAGGAGAACGGUUACUGUUUUUUCACGGAGCUUGCAACCUUGAGCGUACUUCAAGGGUAGCUUAUAGUGCUCUGCUAUUAUUUUUGGCUAUACUCCAUUGUUUCCAUAGAAGCAUUUGUUUUUAUCUGAUCCAAAUGUGGUUUGCGUUUUUUUCCGCUUUUUCUUGUCAAACCGUUUUUGAUCAGACAAGUGUUAUUCUAUUUAAUUUGUUAUUCACUGUAUUGCCACCGAUUAUGAUCGGCAUUUUCGAGAAGGCAACUGAUCAAAAGUUCGUUGAUCCUAUGGAAUAUAAUGCUUUGCAAAAAAAAGCAUUUACAAUCACCAUCUGGCCAAAUAUUAAAUGGGGGGCUGAAAUGUGCGGAGUGGCUUCCAUAAUGUUCUCGUCACCAAGCUUUUGGUUAGCUUGCGCUUUAGUGCCUAUUACAACGCUUUUUUUCGAUUUCAUGUGGAAAGUGUAA
Enterobius vermicularis (human pinworm) is the source of this 931-nucleotide messenger RNA. The record is from the annotation of a GenBank genome assembly. NCBI's taxonomy places the organism in Eukaryota, Metazoa, Nematoda, Chromadorea, Rhabditida, Oxyuridae.